AUGCUAGAUUUGCAGAAUCAAUUAGUGGAAAGUGAAAACAUCAAAAAGUAUUGGCGGAUGAGCAUGUUUAUGGAGAAGACGAAUGGUCAUUUGGGUUCUGUGAGCAAGGAACUGGAGUUUUUAGUUGCCCUGCUAGAAAGAACCCAAUUCAACCAGAUCCUGAGAGAACUUAGCCGAGAGUGGCCUGGAAACUGUUAUGACUUGCUGUCAAAAAACUGCAAUCACUUCUGCAACGAGUUUUGUGAAAGACUCGGUGUCCCUAAACUUCCAGGUUGGGUGAACAGGUUUGCUAAUGCGGGUGACACAGCUGUGGAAAUAGCGGAAACCACAGCUGUUAGGUUCAGACAAGCUAAAACAGAGAUAGUGACAGCUAGCAAAGUGGCAUAUCGGUUUCUUGCUGGAAUCACUUCAAAUAAUAAUAAUAGUAAUAAUAAUAUUGGUCUGGAUUCCCCUGGGAAUAGAAACAACAACAGCCCUAGAUUUCAACAACCUUCCUGGUUUAAAAACCUUGUGGCUGCUGGAGCAAAACCAUCAACCAGUACUACAACUACACUUGAAAAUGAGAAACCACAACUGCUGCAAAAACAAGAGUCUCAGGUCUAGAAGGACAUUUCUUCCUGCUUGCUUUGUUUGUUUACUAGUUUUAUAGACAGGUAAAUCCUAUCCUAUGUUUGUUCCAUUUAUGUGUGUGUUUUUUUUUUUCCCAUUCAUGCACAAAAGGGAUUCUAUUUCAUCAUUCUCUUUCUUUGCUUUUCUUUGAUAACUAGAACUCUUAGAUUCGUUGUAUGUGAAGUGCAUAUGUUAUAUAUACUUGAAUUGUGUUGUUGAAGGUUUAUAAUACGAUAUUUGUGCCUCGGUUAAGCUAAGCUCACUAAACUCCCAUUUUUUGAAUAGGACAAGACAUAACAGAUUGUAUUGUUUCAGUUUGUUUGUGGACUGAUGUUGAUGGGGGCACAAUUGCAAUUUUUGGCAUAAAACAAUAAAAAAAAAGAUGAAACUAGAUGGAACAUAGACCAGUGAUAUUUGGCUUGUGCAAAAAAGCGUUACAAUGAUAAGCACAAGAGGGUUGUAUUUAUGUCUUUUAAACAAGAUUGAAAGCUAGUACUAUACCUUAUUAUCCAUCGUUUUAGUGAGACAAAGGGGAUGUCUGUGAUUGUUUUUAUUUAAAGUCUCUGUUAGUUUAUGUUAGGUUAUUACUACCAAUAAAUAUUUUUUAAGUGGUUUUUAAUUUAUGUUUUGCUUGGGA
Lactuca saligna is the source of this 1246-nucleotide messenger RNA. The record is from the annotation of a GenBank genome assembly. NCBI's taxonomy places the organism in Eukaryota, Viridiplantae, Streptophyta, Magnoliopsida, Asterales, Asteraceae.